UAUUGACAUGUGUAUUUUAGAAGUGUGCAAGGAAUAGACCUCUGCUAGGCGGACCCUGUUGGUCUAAGUCUCUCUAUGAUAGGUUGGUGGAAGUCUGAGAAACCAUUACGUCAGCAGUUAAUGAAGCGACGACUCUCCCGUGGGUAUUCUCCGAUUGACGCGGAUUAGCAACUAAUAAUCGUCUCGCAUGUCGUAGGGUCGGGAGUGUCAACAGGCGCUGUCAAACCUACACUGUAUCAUACACAAACUGUCGUCUACGAGUCGUCUGCUUCGUAAAGAAAAUCCAAUAUUUUUUCAUGAAUGAUUGGUCUCCGAUUUUGAAUCAGUUUCCUGGAUUUAUGGAAUUUUUCAAGGAAAAAGUUUAAUCUUCAUCGCCAGUCCGUAUAUCUCCCUUCUGAAGAGGCAUAGUUGUCGUCUGUCGUACUUUUGGAUUGGAAGAAAAGUUGCAGCAGACGACAACCCCAUAUAUCACUCUCACUGAACCUCCAUUCCAAGGACGGUAGUCUAGAAAAAUAAAUAACUUUGGAUAAGAAGGAACUGUCUUCAGCCAUGAUGAACGGGAUUCUAAACUCCGGUCCAGCACAAAUGCCGACGUUCCAGAAUCAUUAUUCUACCGGCGGACAUUUUAGUCCGAUGUACUCUCAGCAAAGACCUUCUUUUGCCAUCCAGGAAAUCCUUGGACUAAAUCCUUCUUGUCGCCAAAAUUCGAGUCCAGAUCUUGUGGACCAUACAUCUAUGGGUCCAUCGGGACUUGCAGGAAUGUACUUUUCUAGUCUUAAUUCCUCGACGUCAAUGCCGACGGACAACUCGACGGCGCAAUUUUUCAGAGAGCAACAGCAGCCGGCGACGUCCACGUUUUGUCCUUGGCGGUUUGAUCUUUCUCAGGGUCCUCCACCUCCAAAUAUAACUGCAUCCCGGUUUUCGGGGGUGUCACGGGUCAACGAUGACUUUCCAUUCAAGCAAAAUCAACAAGAAGAAGUGUCGCGCCAGGCAUGCGUACAACAGGAGAAAGCACAAGAAGCCAGCAUGUGUGGCAAAAAACAAAAGAAACGGCGGAGGCACAGGACAAUAUUCACCAGUUACCAACUGGAGGAGCUUGAGAAAGCCUUCAAAGACGCCCACUAUCCAGAUCUGUAUGCCAGGGAGUUACUCGCCCUCAAGAUAGAUCUACCUGAGGAUAGAAUACAGGUAUGGUUUCAAAAUCGACGGGCCAAGUGGCGCAAAACGGAGAAGACAUGGGGGAAGAGCAGCAUCAUGGCAGAGUACGGACUGUACGGAGCUAUGGUCAGACAUGCACUUCCGCUUCCGGAAUCCAUUGUUGAUUCCGCAGAGGACGGAAUUGAUAAAUCAUGCGCCCCUUGGCUUCUCGGUAUGCACAAGAAGUCUCUGGAAGCUGCACAGAAGAUGAAGGAAGCGGAGGACGACACAACGAUGGACAGCAACGACGGUAAACCAAAGGACAAGGAUGAACUCAAGUCUGAAAGUAUAGCAGCUCUGCGAGCGAAGGCCCAAGAACAUAGUGCAAAAAUGCUUCAAGCCAUCAACAAGGAUGGAACGCCCAAAAUUGACAGAAAAAAUGUCACGAACGAAAAUAAAAAUAAUUUCCAAAAUAACAUGUCGAACUCAAAUGACCUUACACGGCCGAGUCAGUGACUUGUGCAACAAAGUGAUGACUUGUUAACGACUUGUGCACAUGAAAUGAUGACGAGUCAGUGACGUGUGCACACACAAGUGUUGACGUAAGCAGUGCUUGCGGUGAUCUCUCGUAUAUCCGCCCAGACUCAUUUUUACGAACUAUGCUAAUUAGCAGUUUUAGCAAAGUCGAGUGAGGCUCAAUUGUUGUGUGAAUGAGAAAAUAUUGUGUUGUUUAUUAUUUGUAAUCUUAUUAUAGACGUAUGUUGUGUGUUAAAGAUGGGCCCAUAUAUGACAAGUGAAAUGGUAAUAAUUUGCUCAAUCUUGUCAUUUCCCAAGACGUUAUCUGUGCUGUACUGUUCUAUUUCAUAGGCAUGUCCCGUAAAGUGUGUCACGUGAUGUGGGGGCUGUGCGAACAAUAUUUCCCAGUUAUCAUGUAAUGUUUAAAGACAACUCGUAGAUGUCUCAGUUGGUUUGACUGAGUGGGAGUUUGAGUCAUAUUUCAGCAAUAUCACACCGGGAGAAGCCAAUCAUUGUAUUCACAUAUUGUACACAUAGAAAUCGAACCCGGGUCAUAUGCGUGACGAGCGAACGCUUAACCACUAGGCUAUCCCAGCGCUCAGAGGCCCACUGAAAGGUAUGGAACUUGUACCUCAUCUCAAAGUAAGGUGACCAUGGUUUGAACCACGUUUAUCUGCAUCUAAUAUGGCCUUUGGGUGAUUAAUUUAUUUAUUGCAUAAAUGCUUCACAAUGUGUCAAAUAACAGAUUUGAAUAGUCCAGCGAUGUGUUCAUGCAAUGUGUUCAUGCUUUAAGAUCGAUUCCCGUUUUUGGAGUGAGUGGGUUGUGUUGUACGGCGCUUAUAGCAAUAUUCCAGCAAUAUCACAAAAUCAGCAAAAUCGUCACAACCCGGCUUCACACGAUGUACGUUGUAUGGAAUCGAACCAGGGCCUUCGGCGUGACAAGCGAACACUUAAACCACUUGCCUACACAACCCCCUCUUCCUGGUCCCAUGAAGUAUCAAAAACAUUUUACGCAAUAAGAGACUUUGUGUCAGCACCAUUACUCGUUCUGUCCAAAACAAAAUCAUCAAGGAAUAUUUUGAUUUUAAAAUUUCGAUUAUGAUUUUAAUUUUAGUAAUUUUCAAACCUUAAACUUAAACCAGCCUGGAGUCACUUAUCCAAUUCGUCACAUAGAAACCAAUUUUAGAUUACACAAAUAUGUUGUAGGUGUGACCUUGAUAUCUCCGCAUGUUCAUGACGUUUGUAGAACCACUAUAGUUUCGCCUAUGCAUCUGUGUACAUGCCUGUACAUACCAAUGUUAAUAAGAAUCGGCACUCUUGUCAAGUAAUCAAGCUUUAAGUUAGCAAUUGUCUUUGCUCAUGAAAUAGUUAUUUACUAGACUGUGAGCACUGGUCAAUGAGUCCCUUAACAAGUAUGUGUAUUCUAGCACUGGCUUGUACCUCUGGGUGUGACAAAUGUCUGCACUGAAUCUCGUGGUUGAUAGUUGAGGCUGUCACCCUGUGUACUGUUGGUGCUAUGUAACAUGUAUAUCAGAAAGUAAACUAUUUUGAAAUACAAUGUA
This is a messenger RNA of Haliotis rufescens (red abalone), 3215 nucleotides long. RefSeq names its product visual system homeobox 2-like. Lineage: Eukaryota; Metazoa; Mollusca; Gastropoda; Lepetellida; Haliotidae. Bases 550 to 1653 code for a protein of 367 amino acids. Gene Ontology annotation, biological process: regulation of transcription by RNA polymerase II. The record is from RefSeq and is a predicted model, not a curated record. Gene Ontology annotation, molecular function: DNA-binding transcription factor activity, RNA polymerase II-specific; sequence-specific double-stranded DNA binding. Gene Ontology annotation, cellular component: nucleus. The transcript has 5 exons.